Messenger RNA from Zootoca vivipara (common lizard), 4001 nucleotides. RefSeq names its product Rap associating with DIL domain (gene RADIL). Gene Ontology annotation, cellular component: microtubule. Gene Ontology annotation, biological process: substrate adhesion-dependent cell spreading; signal transduction; neural crest cell migration. The record is from RefSeq and is a predicted model, not a curated record. Gene Ontology annotation, molecular function: GTPase binding. NCBI's taxonomy places the organism in Eukaryota, Metazoa, Chordata, Lepidosauria, Squamata, Lacertidae.
GGGACGUGCGCUCGGACGGAGCGGGAGGGCGAAGGAGCCUCGGCCGGACUCUCCUCCGGAGACUUCCAGCUGCCAGGGCGCCCGACGCCCACGAUGCCCCGCCGGGCGCCGCCGCGGGAGCCUUGACCCAUGACCGCCUCCGCCGCGAUGUUCUACCGCUCGCCCUUGGCCAUGUCGCCUCCGUCCAAAGGCAAGUUCAAGCGGCAGAGCCGGAUCUUCUCCCAGGUCUUGCACCGGACUCUGAGCCACAAGGACCGGCUCUCUGUGGCUGCUUGCCCGGCAGAGGGCGGCGAGGACCCCUCUGAGCUCUCCACCCAGGCCACGGCCCCCGGGGUGCUCAAGAUCUUCGGGGGCGCCGUCUGCACGGGGGCCCACUACAAGAGCGUCCUCGCCACGGCCAGCUCCAGCGCCCGGGAGCUGGCCAAGGAGGCCCUCGAACGCUAUGGGCUGAGCCAGGUCAGCGCUGGGCGCUAUGUCCUCUGCGAUGUCGUCGGGACGUUCGGGGGCCCUGAGAGGCAGUGGCAGAUGCAUGGGCUGAGGGUCCUGGAGGACCACGAAAAGCCACUGCGGAUCCAGGAGCUCUGGAAGCCGCGCGACGGAUUCUCCCGGAGGCUGGAGCUCCGGAAGCGGGCGGAGGUGGAGGAGCUGGCCUCCAGGGACAAAGACACCGUCACGGCAGGGAUCAAUGCUCAGGCCCGGAAGCUCCAGCGCAACCGCGCCAAGGGCACCAUGACGCUUUUGACGGGGUGCAAGAGCCACGCCACGCAGACCUCUCUCCGCCGCACCGUCAGCGAGACCAGCCUCAGCCAGGCGGGCAGCGCCAGCGCCGAAGGGGGGCAGCAGGAGGAGCAGCUGAAGAGGCACUACUCCACGCUGCCCGAGACCCUCCAGUGCCUGGAGAGUGGCAAGGAUGCGCAGCUGGCACCCGCUGGGGAGCAGAGUGGCAACAGCCUGCGCUACUCGCUGUAUCAGUCUCCCCACCUACUGCUCCUGCAAGGCUACAGCCAGCAACACGACAGCUUGGUUUAUUUGCUGAAUCGCGACCAGCACACCGUUGGCCAGAGGACUCAAGCCAGCAAGCCCAGCAUCAGCCUCUCCGCUCCGGACAUCCUCCCCCUCCACUGCACCAUCCGGAAGGUCAAGUCGUCUGGCCGCUCGAGCCACCGUCCUGAGGAGAAGCUGGUCCUGGAGCCCAUCACUGGGGCCGCCGUCUCCAUCAACUUCUCCGAGGUGGGCAGGACGGCGGCUCUCCACCACGGCGACCUCAUCUCUCUUGGCCUCUACUACCUGCUGCUCUACAAGGACCCUGUGAAGACGCAGCCACUGCCCGCCCAGACCCUCAUGAGGCUGAAGGCCGCACGCCGAGCCUCCGAGCCCGAGCUGCCGUCCACCUGCAAGGUCUGCGGCAGCCAGGCGAGGGACAAGGGCUCAUCGGCCAAGAAGGCGCCCGCACCGCAGGGACCCUCUGGGCGGAGGGGCGGCCGCCGGAAGCUGCAGCUGGAGUUUGACAAGGCCAGCGAGGACCUGCUGCUGCGGAGAAUCAUCACGCUCAUCGAGCCCACCAGCGACGACCACAAGCUGGCGCCCGCCUUCCUCCUGUGCCUCUGUGUCCAGCACUCGGCUGGCCACUUCAGGCCUGGGGAGUUUGGCCAUCUCCUCCUCAAGUUGGCCAAGAUGAUACAGAGGACCGUGUGGGAGAAAACGAACGAACUAGCCGAGAAACAGUCGCAACACCAGGAUCCUGCGUCUCUCUCCCGCUUCACCAUCAAAGACCUGCUGCCCGACUUGCAGCAUGUCCUCUUCUGGAUGUCGAACUCCAUCGAAAUCCUCUACUUCGUCCAGCAGAAAUCCCCGGUUUACAUCCAGAGCAUGGAGGAGGAGCUGGACAUGAAAGGAUCCAAGGAAUCUCUCAUUUCCCUGACCAUCACUGCCAGCGAAGAAGCCAUGACGGUCCUCGAGGAAGUCAUCAUGUAUACCUUCCAGCAGUGUGUCUAUUACAUCUCCAAGUCUCUGUACGUGUCUUUGCCGCCCCUCUUGGACUGCAACCCGUUCCAGAGCGAAGGGCGAGAGGCCUGGCUCUCUUCCCCGCCUCUCCCCGAGGAGAUACGCAAAGUGGUGUCGACGUACCAGGCCAGCCUGGACCUCCUCCGCCAGUACGAGGUGCACCUCGAAAUCAGCUCCCAGAUGUUUGCCUACCUCUUCUUCUUCUCCAACACCCUGCUCUUCAACCAGCUGAUGGAAAAAGGCUCCUCCUUGGGCUGCUUCCAUUGGUCGAAAGGCGUGAGGGUUCGUGCCACCCUUCGGCUGCUCCUGGAAUGGGCCCAGCGUGUGGGCUUGGGGCAGCUGGCGGACGAGUUCUUUGGCAAGCUCUCCAGCGUGGCCAGCCUCUUGGCCAUGCCAAACUCCCAGCUGGCGCAGAUGACCUGGCCUGUGCUGAGAGCCGAAUUCCCUGCCCUCAAUCCUGCCCAGCUGCACCACAUCCUCACCCAGUACCAGGCCUCGUCCGACAUGGGCUGUGUCCCAGCCUGGCAGCCCAGCAAGGAGGAUAGCCUGGCAGCCUUCAGGACAGAUGACAUUCUGGAGUCCUUCGACAGCCACCCGCCAAUCAUGCUGCCCAGUGGAGGGUUCAAGGUGGACCUGGAGGCUGAGCGACUGGACGACAACAUUUACCAGCACUUCCUCUACAUCCGCCACUUCCUGUGGAGCUUGCGCAGCAAAAGCCCCCACCCCAGUGACUCGCCCGAAGCAGAGACCCCCAAGACAGAUGCCAUCGGCUGCCAAACCACCCCCCAGGCGGACUCGGAGGCAGAGGCGACGGGGCGCUCCUACGCCCGGGCGAACUGGCAGCGCCGCAGACCUGUGAGCUGCGUGGAGCCCAGGGCAGCUGGGGUUCCAUCUCCCGUCCCGCCGGGCGCCAACGGUUCCGCCGGGGAUAACGAGGCUUGUGAGCUGCGGCUCCAGGAGAGCCUCCACCAGCUCCACCUGCAGGCCUCCCAGGGGAAGGGCAGUGUCCCAUCGGCGCCAGCAGACCCCUCCUGCCUGCUGACCCCACCCAACACGCCUCUGACCUUUGACCCAGCGGGCCUCGAACUCACCCCCGAGGCCACUCCCGGAAAGGCCACAGCGGACCCUCGGAGGAAUGGCCUCAGCUGCACCAAGACCACGACCCUUGAAGGCUCUUCGCCAACACCCUACGACUUCCCAACGCCAGCCUCUUCGAGCCGCAGCUCGGCCACAGACGAUUUUUGCUACGUCUUCGUAGUGGAGCUGGAAAAGGGGCCCAUCGGCUUGGGAAUGGGGCUGAUCGAUGGCCUGCACACGCCCUUGAACUCCCCCGGGAUCUACAUCCGGACCCUGAUCCACGACAGCCCUGCAGCAGCUGAUGGCAGGCUCUCUAUUGGGGACCGGAUCCUGGCUGUCAACGGCACGAGCCUUAUUGGCUCCGAUUACCAGAGUGCCGUCGACCUCAUCCGAUCGGGGGGCAAGAAGCUGCGGUUCCUGGUGGCCAAAUCGGACCUGGAGGUUGCCAAGAAAAUCAGCUUCAGCUCCUCCCCUUCCCCUUAAAAUAAAAGAAGGGUUGCCUCCGAAACAGCUCUCCUGGGUUCUCCAACAGUGCACAAGGGAUCGGGGCCGUGGGCACAGCCUGGGGAGACUUCUUGCAAUGGGGCACCCUGGCUGCAGGCUCCCACCCGCCCCUCGGAAGUGCCUGCAGGCGGAAACAUCAGACUACGCCUGGCCUCAGAAGCAAACUCUGCCCUCCCAGCUCUGGAACCGUCAAGAUGGUUUGAAUUGCUGCCGUCUCAGAGCCAAAGGCUGGGCUUCGCUCUUGCAGACACCAGGUGCCAACAGCUGGCGACUUAAAGAGAGGCGGCGCUGCCCCGUUGUGGCUGCCUGCUCUCAUUGCAACUGGAGAAUUUCGAGACCAGCUGUUUGUGCACCCACCCAGAUGGAUGGGAACUUAGCCCUGCAGCAACAUCCCAAGCCCUUGACUGCUACCUCCC